AUGAGUGCUUGGUCCAAUGCCGCCUUGGGAAGCCUCCGUUACCUGUUCCUCGGCUCCCCACGGCCACAGACGCAGGGCAGCCGCCUCCUGCCCAGGGAGGGAAGCCCUGGCCACCGCAGCCGCCGCCACCCGCCCUCCUUCCCUCCCUCCCUCCGUCGCCCUCCCUCCCUCCCUCGCACGCUGCCGCUGGCGGGGCCCUCCCGCGGGCAACCUGCUCUGGACCAAAUCCAGUUUAGUUGUCCGGGACACAGCCCAGAAACCGCAGAGGUGUGCGGGGCCUACAGCCUCGCCCACACUGACCACCGCGCCCGGCGCACUGCACGCUCCCUCCGUACUCUGGGCUGCCGCCCCCCGACAGCCCAAACACCCAACAGACCUCAAGGUCCUUCCUACAGACUCAACAUCCGGUUGCCCAGCUCGCCGCUGACCACAGCCCAGGAGUCUGCUCUGCUCAGUCUGCAGCCGAAGUCCACACACAGUCCACCUUGUCCCUGCUCUCGCACCCUGCCCGGACACCCCUCCGAAUCCAGCCAUCUGCUGGGCUACACUUGGGCAAACCUCGUCCCCAGCAAGGGACCCACACAAAGCUCUUUCGCUAGUCUUCCCGUUUAUACUCCCCCUGUCCCCGCUUGCCGCCUUCACGUCACCUGUUCCCAAGAAGGGCUGCAUCUCCCAGCGUGUGAGCCGAGGCAAGGCCGACUGCCGGGGUGAGGUCCCAGGGAGACCAGAGGAUUAGCUGGGCUGAGCUGAGCCCCCACUGUCGGGCGGCGGGCGAGACGUCUCAGAGACCAAGGCUCUCCUUGGCGAGCUCUUGCCUUUUCCUCCAGCUCCCGCAAGUCUCAAACACACGCCGAGAGUUCAGCUCUAUAAAUCCUGCUCCCCUUUCCCAUAUCAUAAUUAAAAAAAACCAGUAGGGGAGGUUUUAACUUUUAUUGCGAUUUCUAGAGUUGGGC
This is a messenger RNA of Peromyscus maniculatus bairdii (prairie deer mouse), 953 nucleotides long. Lineage: Eukaryota; Metazoa; Chordata; Mammalia; Rodentia; Cricetidae. The record is from RefSeq and is a predicted model, not a curated record.